GACCAGGCUGUACAUCUGAUUCAAGCAGGUAGGCAGAUUAUAAAGGCUAGGUCUUCUCAGAAUCAAUGAACUUCAUGGGAGUAUUGGAGAGAAAAAAAAUCGAAUUUACCUGUCGUUUUCUUUUGUAGCCUAGUCUGUGUCACUGUAAAAUAUCGGUCACGAUAACGACAUGAUGGGGCAAGUGAGUUUGAGAAUAAUGCCGUGACAGCUAACGCGAGAGGUAAUCGAUUCUAGCUGCGUAAAACUGUGUAAAAGUAUUAAUCUAAUUGAGAGAGAGAGCGAAAGAGACGGAGACAGAGAUGGGGGAGCAGUCUAUAGCCGUUGACCACCCGCCUCCGUCCAUAUAGACUUCGAGAACUCAGUGAACAGCAGCAUCAUUCAAUGUUCUCUUCUCGUGCUGUCUCUCAAGCUCACAUCCAUUCUCCCGCUCUUUGCUCGCGCAGAUGUCGACCUAAAGACCAGUCAACUCCAUCUCUCGUCACACAAUUGCCCUUUCUAUGUAAUUGAUCGACGUUUAUUUCACAUGAAAUUAGAAAGAUCCUGAAAACCGCUGGGCGCAAAAAGACCAAUGAUCUUUUUGGGAAUAAGAUAAACUAGUCAACCAUUUUUCCAUCUCUUUUUGGGUGCGUAGUUGGUUUGACUAGAGCAACAGUAUGGAUCUCUCAUUUAUGGCUGCACAGAUCCCAGUCAUGACAGGGGCCUUCAUGGACUCCUCACCCAAUGAUAACUACAGUGCCGACCACUCGCUCUUCAACUCCUCGGCCAGCGUCCACGCUGCCUCUGCGGCUGCCUCAGCCCAGGCCCAGCAGGAUGACCAGUCCUCGUCCAGUGAUGCCAUCUGGCUCUGGAUUGCCAUCAUCGCUACUAUCGGCAACAUUGUGGUGGUGGGAGUGGUCUACGCAUUCACCUUCUGAUCCACCUCUCCUUGACGCCCACCUAGCCAAAAAUUAGAGAGCCUCCCCAUGGGGGAACGUGAUAAAAGGCAAAGGACAAAUAUCACAUACUGAAUUAUCAAAGGGUUCUGGGAUGCUGAGUAUAGUGUGGGGGUUCUAUAGUUGAACCUUCAGCAUCAUUCACUUUCAAUAGAAAAAUCCUAAAGUUUCAGGACAUGAACAGUAUACACAGUACGCAAGUUCAACUGGAGGCAGAAGGGUAUUUUCAACUUUAGUUGCCUAAUUUUCAGUGGACAUCAUGCUCCUGAAUGUUGUUGUGUUGCAUUGUGGGGCUGAAGGGGCUUACAGAUACAUACAAGGUGAACUGGACCAUCUUAAAAUGUCCCCCAGAUAGAAGAGAGGCAAUUAAGAGGAGUGCUGCUUAAUUAUUGGGAUGAACAGAGACGUGACUCUUAAAACAUUUAUGGGACUCUGGGAUUACUUCUGCAUUAGCCAUGUGCUCAGCUUCUUACAGCCUGUUAUCUGUUCUGCCAAAGGAAGGCUCAAAGUAUUAGCUUUCCUUUAUAAUAUCGACAGAAAAUGGACCAACGGACACUGGCUUUAAUGAAACAUUCCUGCAUCAUCCUUUUGGAUCCGCCAACUGUUAUUGCUUCUUAGUUUCUUUAGCAAUGCCACACCCGUUUAUGGUCCAAUAAAGACAAUCACUCACCGUCUAAUUUACUCUGAUCACAACAGAAAAUUCUUAGUCUGAAACAUUAUUUAUUACACUAAACCAUACAUCUAUAAAAGACAUUUCACUUUUUUACAACAAACCUCAGUAUACAACCGAGGCAGACUUGAAAGAUAUAAGCACAGUUUACAUGAGCAGGAAAAAUACUGUACAGCUUUAUUUUGUCAAAUCUUAAUUGUUAUUUAGCUACCUUCUUUGGAGUCUUUCCUUCAAGUUUCCUUCAAGCUGGGUUCUUUACAUUCAGAACUGUUCAGUGAAAUAGCUUUGUGCUGCGGUAUGUCCAAAAACAGUUACAAUGGCGAUUAGUCCACGUCCCUUAAUUGAGAAUGUUAACAGGCUCUUUUCAAGACGCGAGCGAGGCCCCUGGUGUCACCACAACACACAUUCUAGUGUACAUAGAUGUCAGGGAGAUAAUUUCUUUAGGUUAUCACAGUGACAGUUCUAUGAGUUUGUAUCAAAAUGAUUGACUGAUUUCUGUCUAGAACGGAACUGAAAAGAACAUACAAUACCCACGAAAUGAUGAUGGAGAUUGCUUGGUAAAUGUGAUGGUUUGAUAAAAACAUGCUCAAUCUCAGCCUCUAAGCUUUCUGUUCCGCUGAGAAGAGCUGAUACAGGAAAGAGUCGCUCCUUUCUUGAUUUUCUUGUCUUCUUUCAAGGAGACGGUUGUUCUUGAAUGUUGUCUGGCUUGCCUCAUAAGCUGUAAGUGUAAUUAUCUGAGCGACAGUAAUAAACAUCUAUUUCAGCCAAGUUCUCUAUUAUAGCCAGUGAGUUAUAUCAGCCACAUUAUCUAAUGAAUUAUGAAUAACAUUUGGAUGCUGAAGUGAAUAGCCAUUUCCUUGUGUAUACAUCCCCCACUCUUGAACUGAUGCAGAAUGUCAACCCACUGUGCACAGACGUCAUUGAAACUAAAACAACGUUGAUUCAACCAGUGUGUGCCCAGUGGGAAAAUGUAUUCCAUCAACCUUUUUGACAUGUUUAUGUAACAUGAUAUAUUAUUUUAAGCUACAGGGCAUCACAUAGUGUUAUCGAUAACCUAUUUAAGGAUCUGGGUAGGGGCUGUUAGUAUUCAAUUAUAUUUCUUAUGUGAUCUUGAUAAAAUAAGACUUUGUAGUAAGACUAUCUACUGUAAAAGGUUGUAGAGGGUUUCUCAUGUCAUGGUAUACACUACAUAUUAGUAUUUCUACAACAUACGCAAAGAACUUACUUACAUUAUCCAACUAUGAUAGAACUUCCAACAAAUUGUAAUAUUUAAAUCCCCAAAUUAGGAGGUAAUAAUAUAAUGUUGAGAUAAGGUCUUCCAAAGACCGUUAUUUUAUUUUAUAAUAAGAGGUGAAUGUGUGAGUGUUUAGCAAUGUUGUAAUUCACAUAAAUUACACAAUGUUAUUUUUUGUAAGAACAUCUAUUACUAUUAAAGUUUCAGGAUUGCUGUA
Messenger RNA from Oncorhynchus kisutch (coho salmon), 3053 nucleotides. RefSeq lists its product as uncharacterized. The record is from RefSeq and is a predicted model, not a curated record. Bases 654 to 914 code for a protein of 86 amino acids. The transcript is spliced from 2 exons. NCBI's taxonomy places the organism in Eukaryota, Metazoa, Chordata, Actinopteri, Salmoniformes, Salmonidae.